Molecule: messenger RNA, 7353 nt
Organism: Artibeus jamaicensis (Jamaican fruit-eating bat)
Lineage: Eukaryota; Metazoa; Chordata; Mammalia; Chiroptera; Phyllostomidae
Gene: LUZP1
Product: leucine zipper protein 1
Exons: 4
Coding region: 453-3671 (1072 amino acids)
Source: RefSeq, a predicted model, not a curated record
CCCGCCGCCCGCCCGCCAGCGCUCCUGGUGCAUUCUGCCCAGUAGUAUUUCGUGGAAGUGCUGCAGCCCGAUCCCUGGGCGGCCGGCCGGAGCGGAGAGCUUGUGUCCUGCAGGCGCCAUCGCCCCCCGGCACGGAGCCCACGCCGCUGGGGCUGGGCUGGGGAGGGAGAGGUGUCCAGCCCUCUCUUUUGGGAGAUGAGAUGCUGAGGCCUGAGGAGGGUUUGUAGGUCAAGAGGCAACUGCCAUUGAAAGAUAGUGAGUGACUUUCCAGGACAAGAACCAAUCGAGGGGAGCGGCCAGAAGCAUCGACUGAAAGCUUAAAGUACCUAAAUGAGUGAUAAUGGUCUCCAGCUGCCAAAGAAGGCUGUGGAUGCCAAGAGAAAGGUAACCGUUUCUCACCCCGUUGAGUGGAACUGGAUGCCUCUAGGAGCCCGCACUGGCUGGCACUGAACAUGGCCGAGUUCACAAACUACAAGGAAACUGCCUCCAGCCGCCACCUGCGCUUUAAGUUACAGAGUCUAAGCCGCCGCCUUGAUGAAUUGGAAGAAGCCACAAAAAACCUCCAGAAAGCAGAGGAUGAGCUCCUGGAUCUCCAGGACAAGGUGAUCCAGGCGGAAGGCAGCAACUCCUGCAUGCUGGCCGAGAUUGAAGUGCUGCGGCAGCGAGUGCUGAGAAUCGAAGGCAAAGAUGAGGAAAUUAAGAGAGCGGAGGACCUGUGCCGGCUGAUGAAGGAAAAACUCGAAGAGGAGGAAAACCUCACCCGGGACCUGAAAUCCGAGAUUGAGCGGCUUCAGAAACGGAUGGCCGAGCUGGAGAAGCUCGAGGAGGCCUUCAGCAGGAGCAAGAAUGACUGCACCCAGCUCUGUCUGAGCCUGAACGAGGAGAGAAACCUGACGAAGAAAAUCUCCUCCGAGCUGGAGACGCUCCGGGUCAAAGUGAAGGAGCUGGAGACGUCCGAGGACCGCCUCGAUAAGACCGAGCAGGGUCUGGUGUCCGAGCUGGAGAAGCUGAAAUCCUUAACUCUGAGCUUUGUCAGUGAGAGAAAGUACUUAAAUGAAAAGGAGAAAGAAAACGAGAAGAUUAUAAAAGAGCUCACUCAAAAACUGGAGCAGAACAAAAAAAUGAACCGAGAUUAUACAAGGAAUGCUUCUAAUCUUCUGGAAAGGAACGACCUGCGGAUUGAGGAUGGGAUCCCCUCCACACUGCCAUCCAAGGAAGCAAGAAGGAAGGGCGCUCUGGACUAUCUCAAGCAGGCAGAGAAUGAAACAAGGAAUAAGUCUGAAAAUGAAAAGAACCGAAAUCAGGAAGACAAUAAAGUCAAAGACCUUAACCAAGAAAUUGAGAAACUGAAGACACAACUCAAACAUUUUGAGUCUUUGGAAGAAGAGCUCAAGAAGAUGAGGGCCAAGAAUAAUGACCUUCAGGAUAAUUACUUAAGCGAACAAAACAAAAACAAACUCUUAGCCAGCCAGCUGGAGGAGAUAAAGCUACAGAUCAAGAAACAGAAGGAGUUAGAGAACGGGGAGGUGGAAGGGGAGGACGUGUCCCUGUCCAGCAAGGGCAGGCACGAGAGGACUAAGUUUAGAGGCCACGGGAAUGAGGCACCUGUGUCCAAGCACACGGCUCGGGAACUGUCCCCUCAGCAUAAGCGAGAAAGGCACCGAAACAGGGAGUUUGCUCUUAACAAUGAAAACUAUUCUCUGAGCAACAGGCAGGUUUCCUCUCCCAGUUUCACCAGUAGGAGGGCAGCCAAAGCUUCCAACACAGGGGCAGGUACGGACAGUGGGACCCAGGAGGCAAAGAGAACCGAAGACCGAUUUGCACCCGGCCCCUCUCAGAGCGAAGGGAAGAAGUCCAGGGAGCAGCCGUCGGUGCUCAGCCGCUACCCCCCAGCUGCUCAGGAGCACAGUAAAGUCUGGAAGGGCUCUCCCAAGCCAGGUACUGAGAGUGGGUUGAAGGGGAAAGUCGAGAAGACAACACGAACAUUUAGCGAUACCACGCACGGAUCUGUUCCCAAUGACGUCCUGGGUAGAGCUGACAAGGCUUCUGACACCUCCACCGAGGCCCUGUUCGGCAAGAGAGGGCAGGUGCCUAGCAAUGGAAGUCAAGGAACUCAGGCCGCAGACUCGGGCAGUUCUAAGACCAUUGGAGCCCUGGCCUCAUCUCGAAGAUCUUCCUCAGAAGGCCUCUCUAAGGGCAAAAAGGCUGCCAACGGCCCAGAGGCUGAUACUAGCUCCCCAAAUUCCAAGGCACCACUUUUAUCAAAGUACCCUUACAGCUCCAGAAGCCAAGAGAACAUCCUUCAGGGUUUUUCAACCCCAAAUAAAGAAGGAGUUGAUCAACCCAUAGCAAUUGUGAUGGAAGACAGCAGUCAACAUGAAGCCCUAAGGUGUCGAGUCAUCAAAUCUGGUGGCAGAGAGAAGCCAGAUUCAGAUGAUGACAUGGACAUGAUGUCUCUUGUUACUGCCAAACUGGUAAACACCACCAUCACCCCAGAGCCAGAGCUCAAACAGCCCAGCUCUAGAGAAAAGGCCAAAUCCCGAGGGGGUCUCAGAACCUCCCUGUUUGAGAUUGAUAGAGAUGUUGGGACAGAAAGUGAAUCUUCGAAACCUAUCAGAGCCUCCACCAAUCCCGCGGAGUUCCCAGAGGCCAAUGGUGCGGGGGUAAAAAGUCAGAGGCCCUUCAGCCCCAGAGAGGCCUUGCGGUCUAGGGCCAUCAUCAAACCUGUCAUCGUUGAUAAAGAUGUGAAAAAAAUCAUGGGAGGAUCCGGAGUGGAGUCCACACUGGAGAAACAGAAGUUCCCCUCCAAACCAGGGCCAAACAAAGUUACGAGCAGCAUUACCAUCUAUCCCUCCGACGGCAACAGCCCUCGAGCCGCCCCAGGUGAGGCCCUGCUGCGGGAGAGGCACACGGCCACCAGCAACAUCCAGGUUGGGCCGCCAGAACUCGCAGCAGUUAGCAACCAUGUCAGCUCCCCCUUUGAGCUCUCUAUUCACAAACACGACAUCACCUUGCAGUUCACGGAAGCUGAAAGAAUGGGAGACGGGCCCCUGAAGAACAGGCCGGAAACAGUGGUCUCUCGGAGCAGCAUUAUAAUCAAGCCAUCAGACCCCGUGGAGAGGAAUAGCCACGCACCCCCUGCAGAGACAGUCAGGUGGAAAAGCCAUAGUGCCCCUUCAGAGGCGAGCCCUUCGGAUGCCAGGCACGUUACUGUGCGGAACGCCUGGAAGGGCAGGCGGGAUUUGAACUCUUUAGAAGACCCCCCGACUCAAAUAGGUAAAAAUGCGGCAUCUGCCAAUGCCUACACCCAGAGGUCUUCCACAGACUAUUCAGACCUUGAACAGCCCAGGUCCUACCUUUGCGAGCUGGGCACUCGAAGGGUAGGAAACCCAGGGGAUGCCCCUGAGCUCUCUUCCAGAAGGACCCAAAGUAGCCUCACUGUGUCAGAGGUGCUCACUCGGCAGAAUCGGGCAGGAGACGCUGUCACGGCUGCCGCCUGGAACCACUUGGCAGGCUCGGAGGAAGACGACUGCACACAUGGUGUCUACAGGCGGCUGCACAACUCCCUGGAACGUUCUGAACUGCCUGUGAAGCAGGGGCUGGCAGAGCCUGGGCAAGCACAGGCCGAGGAGCGGAUACGGCCAACCAGGCCCUGUGCGGAGGACAACUGAGCCAGCGGGCCGAGGUCUGUCGUCGCCUCUGCUCCGCUCCUCAGCUCUCCCACCUGCCCUUCCCAUGAAGGUGGGAUCCCAGGCCAGUACCAGGCAAGACACCAGGCCCUGUCUGGGAGACUGUGGCAGGGAGCCAGGCUGUGGCUCAGGUCAUUUCUGCAAGUUGGCCAGAGGGGAUCAGAAACUACAAGCUGGACAGUCACCUAGGCUUCCCUGAUUGAUGCAUGAGACCUCCUUGUCCCUGUCCUGUCCCCCAGGUAGAAUGGGCCACUCUGGUCCCCAAAUAGGGAAUGAUAGAAACUCCUUAUAUCCCCACUGUACAACUGUAGCCCCUUCCUUGUGGUUAAUAGUCUGAUUUCUCAGUCACCUUACCACAUCCAGUUUGCUCCUUUGUCCGUCCUAGGGGCCUAAGUACCUACAUUAAGACUUACCAGCCAUCAGCUCCUUUCAGGGGCUUCCAUUUCUUGCCCCUUUGGAGUUCCUCAGACUUAUUGAAGACAUUUGUGUUGCCUCUAAUGGAUUAUGGGACUACACUUUAAAUUGAAACUUCUCUGACUGGCCCCUCUUGCUAACCACUGUUUUCUGGGGGCAGAGUACAUGGGUACCCACCCACCUGUUGGAAUGACAUCAUCUGUCCCCCAACCCCAGCUCUCAGCUCACCUUCCAAAGGCACCUGGAAAUGCACAAACCUCAUGCAUCUCCUUCCUCGGGCACCAGUAAUGCUGCUGGCAUUGCCUGCUCCUCUCCUGUGGCUGGAGACGUCAUGCUGACUGUUUCUCCACCUUUGGAAAAUUCCCAGACUAAACUGGGCCUGACCCAGCAUACUCUGCCUUCUAGGAAGCGCCCAGCAAAGGGGAAUGGGGACAGGAAGAAGCGCCUCCCCUUCACUCCACAAAGCAAUAGUUCCAUGAAAGGCACGGACUUUGUUCCUCCUCCGUCUCCCACGGAGGAGGCAGCGCACUUUACCAGGCUGACGCAUCCCUGCAGAAGUGGGCCCGUGGUUUCUGCCAGCCCUGACUUCUCGGGAGGAAAGGCAGCACGUGCCCGUCAGGGCCCCAGAUGUACACAAUUCCAAACGCAGCAAACUUUGCAGGAAACCACGUAAAUAAAAACCGAUUCGUUUACUUAAUACCAUUCACAUGGGGAAGUUAAAGAACUUGUGACCUUGGCACUGCUUUUCUGUAGCAUUCUCUCGAUUUGAAGAAGGGAUCCCCUUCGCGGUAAAAGAGCAGUGCAGCAGGAGUCAGGAAAGCUGGAUUUCCUUCACGGCACUGUGCUUCGCCGUGGGUCCCUGUCUGUGAAACGGGUCCUUUGAAGUGGCUGGUUCCGAAGGGGCCUCGAUCUGGCAGUCCGAGAUUCCUGUUUCCAUCAUCCCACUGCGGGGAGGUGAUUCUCGUUGGGAGGGGCCACCCAAAGGGAUCUGGGGAAUGUGUCCUCGGUGCCCUUGACAGCCCUUUUGGGCCCUUUCUGUCAUGAGUUGGAGCUUUGGCCUCAUUUUUCCAGUCUGUAAAGGGAAGGGUCUCUGUGAUUAACGGUCUCUGUGGCCCUUUCUGGCACCAACACCUUGCCCACCACCACGUGGUAUCUCCUGGCUUCCACAGUCCAUAGCACAAGUGGGUGUGCCUCCUGUUCCUGUGCUUCUUGAGUCACUUCCUCUGCCUCCGCUCAGCGUGGGAACCAGUGUGCACCCUGCCUCUUCUGCACCAGACUUGGCAGUCCUGGGGUGGGGGGAACACCUACCUUACUUUCGCUGGCAGGGAUGUUUUGCUUGAUUCCAUUUUCUGGAGUUUUGCCAAUCUAAGGGUGUUGUCCUGUGGCUUGCCUUUCCUUCACAUUGCUGCCUCAGAGGUUUAACUUCAGAUGCUGUUUUCAAAACCUCUUCUACUGCUUCUCCUGGUCACUGGCCAGACACUAGCUUGUUCAAGGCUGCAGCCUCUCACGUAGCCUCCCUGCCAUUUUCCACGGUUGGCAACCCUGACAGUCUGAAGGAAACCGACCUCUGUGGAGAGGAAAAAAAGUCUGUGGCUCUUCUCUACUGGUGGGAACAGAAGGGUGCCAAGCCAUGCCUUCGAAGAGCUCGCCGAUGUCAUCGGAGCCCUGGAUUCUGGUGCUGUAGCUCCUGGUGCCAAAGUCUGGAUCUUUCCACACUUCAGCAGCAUCAACAUCUGCCACUCCCCAUAAUGCUCUGGGGUAGAGGGACUGUUGUAGUGCCCUCUUGCUGGGGCUGCUGUCUUACAAUCCGAGUGCAAUAGGGUUUGAUUAUGUUAUUUCAGGAUAAAUACUGUUUCAUCUGCACACUUCCUAGAACCUCUGUAAAGCAUAUUUUAAAGAAUGUCCUCAGCAUUGCAGAAAAUACCAUUUGUAAUAGCCCGUGAAGGCUGGAUGCUCAGUCACCCUGGGCUUCCAAUGACUGGCAAGGCUGGCUCUCAAAUUCCAAAGUAGGGAGGCACGUUUCUGAAAAGCAACUUAGGUGAGACCAGCUGGACUUGGGCCUCACCAUCAGGGGUCCUGGAAGAAACAUCCAAAAAAGGGGGAGGCCUGGUAGUUGAAUAGUUCUCUAAUAAAGCCAAAUAUUCCCUGUCCCAGCCAAUAAACCCACUUUUAUGACAAGCCUUUUCUGCAGCUUGGCUCAAACUCUCCUAAGUUUUACUGGCAGGUGGAUGGUUAGGGGAGGGUCCUAGUGAAGUUGGGGGGGGGGGUGGUAGCAACUCCAGAGCUGCCUGGUUGGAGGAAGGAGAGCUGGCUAAAUGCCAGGAGCUGCUCUUUCACCUGUCCCUUACCACUCUGAUACGAAAAACUGGGGAAAGCUGCAGGGAUGGCAGGCAGGAGGAAACCAUGGCUGUUUUCACUUUUGAGCGGCAAGGAAAACAGUUACAUGUGGGUUAAAGGGAUCUGCAGGGGGGGCCGUGGGCUCCGACCUUCGCGACAGGCAAAAGCUUGCACGUAAAUCAACCCCCUCUCAUGGGGUGUGAGAGGGUCUGUAUUGAUCUUGGACUUGUCAUCCUGGGGCAGUUUUAGUUCUUGACAUUAUAGUGGGUGAGUGCCAAGUGCUACCACUUCCCAGUAAAGGAACAGGGACCCAGCCUCUCGCCCAGUCCCUAGCUGCCUUUGUUGGUGUGGUUUUUGUUUUUUGAGACUGCUUAGAAAGAGCUGCUUUUAGGGAUUACCUUUUGAAUACCCCGAGUGGGGAACAGGGUUCUCCUCAAAGCCUCAUAACCGAGAUCAUAGGAAAGGGGCCCUAUUUUCCUGCUGCUUCACAGCUCAGAACAUGUACUGAAUGGAAUGUAUUUUUAAGAGAAUAAAGUCUAUUUUUUUUUUUGUAUUUUAAAGAUUGGGAGGGCUAGGGAAGUAGCCCUCAAAAACUGUUAAUACAUUAUAGGCCCCUUUUACUAAGGGGCGUCAGUAUCUGGUCCACACUUACUUGCUCAGGCAGGUGCUCGGGUCUCACCCCUGCCCCUUGGAGUCCAGGUGCAGCAGCUUCUACACUCCUGCUCCAGGCACGGGACCAAGGAGGCCGGAACCCUGCUGCUGGAAACCAGGGCAAAGCCAUGAGCAGUGACUCAGGGCUCCUUGGGUGCAUGUGUAGUUGAAGCUGCCUGUCUGCAUGUAUCCUCUGGCUCUAAUGCUGUCUGUUGGCUCCGCAGCACAAUAUGUAACCAAUAAAGCUCCCUAGUUUCCAUGU